Coturnix japonica (Japanese quail) is the source of this 2422-nucleotide messenger RNA. RefSeq lists its product as uncharacterized. Lineage: Eukaryota; Metazoa; Chordata; Aves; Galliformes; Phasianidae. The record is from RefSeq and is a predicted model, not a curated record. Gene Ontology annotation, molecular function: protein binding.
CAAAAACCCAUUGACUGACCCUAAAACCCCAAUGAUUGACCCCAAAAACCCAUUGAUUGACCCCAAAAACCCAUUGACUGACCCUAAAAACCCAAUGAUUGACCCCAAAAACCCAUUGAUUGACCCCAAAAACCCAACUAUUGACCCCAAAAACCCAAUGAUUGACCCCAAAAUCCCAACGAUUGACCCCAAAAUCCCAAUGAUUGACCCCAAAGACCCUAUUGGCCCCCAAAUCCCUACCAUUGACCCCCAAUUCCCGACCACUGACCCCAAAAACCCAACAAUUGACCCCCAAGUCCCCCCAAUUGACCCCAAAAUCCCCAUAAUUGACCCCAAAAUCCCCAUAAUUGACCCCAAAAUCCCCCCCUUGGCCUGUUGGUGGUUGAGCCCCGACUCGUCCUUCUCCAAGCUGAUCCUACAACGGGGCCAUGGGUUGGGGCGCCCCGCAUUGGGGUCGAGGUGCCACGUCCUAUUGGAGCCCCCUAAAAGCAAUGGGGACGGCCAAUGGGAUCCCCAAAUAGCAUCAAACGACCCCAAAAACCCAAUAUUUGACCCCCAAAACCCAACAUUUGACCCCAAAAACACAAUAUUUGACCCCAAAAACCCAACAUUUGACCCCAAAAACCCAACAUUUGACCCCAAAAACACAAUAUUUGACACCAAAAACACAACAUUUGACACCAAAAAGCCAACAUUUGACCCCAAAAACCCAAUAUUUGACCCCAAAAACACAAUAUUUGACCCCAAAAACCCAACUGGCAUCAACCAGAACCCAACGCGGGACCCCAAAUGCUCCAAUGAGAACCUAGAGAAGAGUCAUAGGGAUCCCAAAAGAAAAGACCCCAAAAAGCCAACGGAUGUCAAUGAAAAUCCUACAAGAGACCCCAAAACGUCAAUGGAAGACCUUCAAAAUCCUAUAGAUGAAAAUCAGAACCCAACAGAAGACCCCAAAAACCCAGAGGAAGACCCCAAAACCACAAUGGAAGACCCCAAAACCGCAAUGGAAGACACUCAAAACCCAACAGAUCUCAAUCGAAACCCUACAGGAGACCCCAAAAACCCAAUGGAAGACCCCAAAAACCCAAUGGAAGACCCCAAAAACCCAAUGGAUCUCAAUCAAAACCCAACAGGAGACCCCAAAACCGCAAUGGAAGACCCCAAAAACCCAAUGGAAGACCCCAAAAACCCAAUGGACCUCAACCAAAACCCAACAGGAGACCCCAAAAACCCAAUGGAAGACCCCAAGACCCCAAUGGAAGACCCCAAAACCCCCCUAGACCCCCUCAAAACCCCACUGGACCUCAACCGAAACCCAACAGGAGACCCCAAGACCCCAAUGGAAGACGUCAACCAAAACCCAACAAAAGACCCCAAAACCCCAAUGGAAGACCCCAAAACCCCAAUGGAAGACCCCAAAACCCCCCUAAACCCCCCCAAAACCCCACUGGACCUCAACCGAAACCCAACAGGAGACCCCGAAAACCCAAUGAAAGACCCCAAAACCCCACUGAAAGACCCCAAAAACCCAAUGGAAGUCCCCAAAAACCCAAUGGACCUCAACCAAAACCCAACAUUAGACCCCAAAAACUUACUGAAAGACCCCAAAACCCCAAUGGAAGACCCCAAAAACCCAAUGGACCUCAACCGAAACCCAACAUUAGACCCCAAAACCCCAAUGGAAGACCCCAGACCCCCUCUAGACCCCCCCAAAACCCCCUCAUCAUCCCCCCAACCCCACCCCGUCCCCUCUGCCCCCCAUCCCGCCCCCCACAUCCCCCCAUGGGGCCGCUGGCACACCAUCCAGCUGGGCACCGCCGAGGGCCGUUGGUCUUUAGCAUUGGACUCCUGCUUAGAAACAAUGGCGGCCGGCGAACGUUCCCUCCUCCUCCCAUCCGGUUCCGGUUCCGCCAUGACGGUGACGUUGGGUUCCUUUACUCCCCCUCCGCCAUUUUGGAUUGAUACCGUUGACCGUUGGCCGUUGGUGUUGGCUCUUAAAGGCCGCGCUACGGCUCUAUACGGUACCGGGGCCUUAAUACCGGCUACGCGGGCCUUCUCCAUCGCACUCCGCCAUGCCAUCAUGGCCGCCGGGCCUCCUCCUUUACCGCCAUGUAAAGCCGGGCCUAAAGCCGACCUCCAUGCCGGUUUAGCGCUAUGUCAGCUCCGGUUGGGCCUACCGGCCGAGGCGGCAGCCAAUGCCGGUAAAGCUUUGGCUUUAAAACCGGGUCACGUUAAGGCCCGGUACCGGAGAGCGUUAGCGGCGGCGGCCAUGUUGGAUUGGGACAUGGCGGCUGAGGAUUUAGGGGAGGUUUUAAGGGUGGAACCGGGGAAUAGGGCGGCGAGGAGGGAAAUGGGGAGGGUCAGGGCCGCCAUUAGGGAGAGGGACGCGGGGAUGGCCAGGGGGCUGGGAAGGUUGUUUGCGUAG